UCUUGGGGCGCUCCGUGAGCCGACACAGAGGGCCGCCGCCCAGCAGCAGACUCUCUUUCUCCUACUCGCGCUGCCGUCUCCGUGGUGUGUGAGUGUGCCCGGGUCCGGUUCCCUCUCCCGCAGCCGCCAUGGGCUGCACGUUGAGCGCCGAAGACAAGGCGGCGGUGGAGCGAAGCAAGAUGAUCGACCGCAACUUGCGAGAGGACGGGGAGAAAGCAGCCAAAGAAGUGAAGCUGCUGCUGCUCGGUGCUGGAGAAUCUGGUAAAAGCACCAUUGUGAAACAGAUGAAAAUCAUUCAUGAGGAUGGAUAUUCAGAGGAAGAAUGUAAACAAUAUAAAGUAGUUGUCUACAGCAAUACUAUACAGUCCAUCAUUGCAAUCAUAAGAGCCAUGGGACGGCUAAAAAUUGACUUUGGGGAAGCUGCCAGAGCAGACGAUGCCCGGCAAUUAUUUGUUUUAGCUGGCAGUGCUGAAGAAGGAGUCAUGACUCCAGAACUAGCAGGAGUAAUUAAACGGUUAUGGCGAGAUGGUGGGGUGCAAGCUUGCUUCAGCAGAUCCAGGGAAUAUCAGCUCAAUGAUUCUGCUUCAUAUUACCUAAAUGAUUUGGAUAGAAUAUCCCAAAUCAACUAUAUUCCAACUCAGCAAGAUGUCCUGCGGACAAGAGUGAAGACCACAGGCAUUGUGGAAACGCAUUUCACUUUCAAAGACCUGUACUUCAAGAUGUUUGACGUAGGUGGCCAAAGAUCGGAACGAAAAAAGUGGAUUCACUGUUUUGAGGGAGUGACAGCAAUUAUCUUCUGUGUGGCUCUCAGUGAUUAUGACCUUGUUCUGGCCGAGGAUGAGGAGAUGAACCGAAUGCAUGAAAGCAUGAAACUGUUUGACAGCAUUUGUAACAACAAAUGGUUUACAGAUACUUCAAUCAUUCUCUUCCUCAACAAAAAAGACCUUUUUGAGGAAAAAAUAAAGCGGAGUCCAUUGACUAUCUGUUAUCCAGAAUACACAGGUUCCAAUACAUAUGAAGAGGCAGCUGCUUACAUUCAGUGCCAGUUUGAAGAUCUGAACAGAAGAAAAGACACCAAGGAGAUCUAUACCCACUUCACCUGUGCCACAGACACCAAGAAUGUACAGUUUGUUUUUGAUGCCGUUACUGAUGUCAUCAUUAAAAACAACUUAAAGGAAUGUGGACUUUAUUGAAGAAUUUGAAUGUUAGUAAAAGUUAUUACAGUGUGGCGUGUUGAGACCAGACUUCUUUUGCUGUCUUGUGGGACAGCUGCAAGCAUGAACGGGACCAGGGGAAUGGCAGCAGCAUGCAGAAUCUUAGCAUUCUUUAGCACAGUCUUCUGUAUUAGGGAAUUUUUAAUUGACAUGAGAUGCUAAAGUCAGACAUUGGAAUUGGAACAUCUGUUAAGUAUGAUUCAGUCAUCAGGAUAUCACUUGGAUUUCAUAAUCUCAAAUGUCAAAGGCAGAUAUGAAGUUGAGGUGCUGCAUUCCAGAACUUCAAUAUGUAGCUUACUUUUUUUUUUCCUUCUUAACAAACCACCAGUAGUUCAUUCUGAAAGUUUUUUUUUUCCAUCCAAGAAGAAUAACUCUUCUAAAUUUUAUUUCUUUGUUUGCAAAAGAAUCUUUAUUAAAACACAAUCUUAACUAUGCACACGAUGUGACCAGAUCAUGUUGAAAAUAUUCCUCUUAGUAGGAACUCUUUGUUUUUAACUCUUGUUAGGGUCAGAAUAUAAUAUUUCCGUAAUUACUUAAAAUUCUUGGGGCUAUAAUUGUAGCUUUUUUUGGAUGCAGUUUAUGUUACUAUCCUGCUCAAAGUACCAUUGUGGUUUCUAAAUGGAAAUUACAUUGGAGAGUUCUGCAAUAAGAUUCUAGCUCUAUUUUUUAAGCCUAUGGUUAAAGAUUAAGCUGGUUUAUGCUGAUUUCCAAAUUACUAGAUAAAUACUAAUGUAGUAUGAUAAAACCAGCUUCUUGGGUUCAGACACACCCAGGGCAGCUGCCAAUUAAAAAUGCAAAUUGCUGAAUUCCAAACGGAACCAAGGACUUUGCUGUUACAUAUCUACUAAAUUUGAUUCUUGUGUGUUUGUCUCAGUCAUAGGGAGUUUUGUAAAAAGUGCCCCUUGUUUUCCAUCAUCUGUGGCCUUUUCUGUUGGGAGACAUCUAAAGUGUAUUAACAGUGCAUGCUUUUACUUUGUAAAUGUGGUGCCAAAUCCUUGUUUGCUGUUGUUUUUAUUGUAGCUAUGUUGACUGUAGUAACCCUUAGUCAGUAUGUUCUUUUGCUGAAACUAUUACAUUUGGGGAAUUUUUUCCACUUUGUCAUGUGUACAGAUUUUAAUCUGUUAAUAGUUGGCAGCAGUAUUAAAAUGGUGAGUAAAGUGUCCAGGUUUGCUUCUGUUUGUAAUUAGUCUUUUCUAGAAAUAUUUUCUUCUCUUUCUUUUUUGUCCCUGCUCAGUGUGCUUUUGGUCGUUGUCUAAGAAGGGAUUUAGGUAGGGUUCCCUGAAGGUCUAGUCCUUUGACGUAAUAUUGUUGAAUCUUGGCCUAACACUGAGGAAUUUUAUUUCAUAUGUGUGUAAGUGAUAAACAGUCCCAAUCCAUUUUCUAGAUUUACAUUUUGCUUGUGUGGAAAGCUAUAUUCACUGCAAAUCUUCUUGUACAAUGUACAGCAAAUGUCAUUAAAUAUCGAGUGGUCUAUUGGGGGAAGGCAAAUGAAGAUAAUGCAUUUUGAGCAUUCAAAUCAGUAGUUUGAGCAGUGUGCCUUUUUGGGUCCGAAAGAUUGGAUCGUAUUUCAUCUUUUGAUAUGACCUUUCACUAGUUUAAAAAAAAAAAAAAUUUUAUGGUCGUCAAAACUGCUUCAGAAAGCAAACCACAGCAGUUCAGUGCCUUUAUUGAUAGCUUUUUAAAAAUUUUUAUUUUUUAAAUUAUUUUUGGAACAGUGUAACUAUGCAUAUGGCGUAACUGUAUUCUCUAACAACUUUUUUAGGGUGGAAAACAAUGUGAAAGAAAGAAAAUUAUCAGCUUCAAUUGCUGACUCACUUAUGCCCACACUGUAAAUAGGAUUGAUAGUUCUUAUUUGUUCAUUUUGAAUAUCUUUUCCUUAUUGUAUUCUGUAAUACAGGAUCAUCUGGAAAUGAGAACUGGUGGAAUGUUGUUUUUAACUAUAGUUUUUCUAUACUCUGGGCUAAUGGAAUAUUGUUGUUGAUAAUCCAAUAGCAGAUAAUCCAAAAAGUACAUUUUACUUUGGAAUGCAUUUUGUAUUUUCAUUUGAAUAUAUAUUUCUGAUUUAUUCA
Molecule: messenger RNA, 3283 nt
Organism: Choloepus didactylus (southern two-toed sloth)
Lineage: Eukaryota; Metazoa; Chordata; Mammalia; Pilosa; Megalonychidae
Gene: GNAI3
Product: G protein subunit alpha i3
Exons: 9
Coding region: 129-1193 (354 amino acids)
Biological process (GO): adenylate cyclase-modulating G protein-coupled receptor signaling pathway
Cellular component (GO): heterotrimeric G-protein complex
Molecular function (GO): GTPase activity; G-protein beta/gamma-subunit complex binding; GTP binding
Source: RefSeq, a predicted model, not a curated record